CCCGCCCGCCUCGGAGCACCCGCGUCGCCUCCGCGCCGGGACCGCGGGUAGAGCCGCUUGGGGCGGCCGCCACCCGCCGGCCCCGCGCCCAUGUGCUCCCGGCAGCCGCGGCGGGCAGCCUCCACGCCCGGCAUGUCCGGACCUUUGACUUCAUGAUGGGAGGAAAUAUUCCCCUGGCUCUUAGGAUCCAAGUUUCUUCCAGUGUGAGGAUUUGUCAAGGCUGAGAGAUUCCAGACUAUCCAUAAAGCUUCUCUAAAAUACACAGUCACUUUUGUGUCUUCCCAUCGUGAGGGGUCUUGGAGCAGAUACAAAGAUGGCCUCCAGCCUCACCUGUGCCGGCGUCGUCUGGGCGUUCCUCUCCUUCCUCUGCGCUGCCACCUCCUGUGUUGGCUUCUUCAUGCCCUACUGGCUCUUGGGGUCUCAGCUGGAGAAGUCUGUUUCCUUCGGCACUUUCCGGAGGUGUUCCUACCCGGUGCGGGAUGAGAGCCGCCAGAUGACCGUGAUGGUGGAGCAGUGUGGCCGCUACGCCUCCUUCCAGGCCAUCCCGAGCGCCGAGUGGAGGAUCUGCACGGUGGUGACGGGCCUGGGCUGCGGGCUGCUUCUCUUGGUGGCCCUGACAGCGCUCAUGGGCUGCUGUGUGUCCGAGCUCAUCUCCAGGACUGUGGGCAGGGUGGCAGGAGGAAUCCAGUUCCUGGGGGGUUUGUUGAUUGGCUCUGGUUGCGCCCUCUAUCCUCUUGGCUGGGACAGUGAAGAAGUCAGACAAACCUGUGGUAACCUUUCCAACCAGUUUGAAUUGGAAAAACAGAUGGAAAAGGAAUGUUUCAUCAGGAAAUUCAUUAAACUGAGGGACUCUGCAUUAAGGUGAGAGUAUGCACAAAAGUGAAGACUGCACUAUGCAUUUGCAAAAGCUUCCACAUUCUGCAUAUCUGAGCUGUGUAAAGAAAUCUUCUGAACUUGCAUGCCUGUUUUAAAGCAGCAACGUGAGUGUACAUGUGUGAACACAUUUGUGUUGGUUUUAAAAGUCUAAAAUCAAUGUGAGACUUCAUUUUUGUCCAUUGAUUUCCCUGGAUGUGCAUGUGCAAACAGCUCUGUUUUCCAUGCUGAUUUCUGGUACGAUGGGUGCAGAGGCAGCCAAGUUCCACAGAAGGUCUCAGAGAGGUCAGGGCAUACUCCAUGUAAUUUAUAAAACUGAUCCCCAGCUGGCAUCUCGUGAAACAGCACUACGAGACCAAUACCUAAGAGCCCAAACAGCAAAAUGUUUAUCUAGAAUAAGAUUCACUUCUUGAAACAUAGAUGAUUCAUGUCAUCACGAGCCACCAGCCAUUCCCCAGCCACCAGAUGUAUGAAGUGAUACUAAGUACUUAUUAGCCAGGAAGAGUGAAGACACAAAAUUUAAGAUAAACUCCAUUUUUAACAGAACUUUUUUUGAACUACUUGGCAGAUUUUUUUUCUUUCUUUGACAAAAUACAGUAGCUCUAUCUCAUCCUUCACAGUCAGAUACCACGACCUGGAGGUCCAGCUGCAGCAGUAACCAAAGCAGAUAGCUCCAAACACACACCUUUGCUGUCUGUGGCAGCCCAUCUGUCUGUGGACUGCUGUAAAAGGGCACAGCUCACCAAAGUUACUGUCUAGAGAAAAGCUGAAAAGUCUGACUCCCAUCCUGAACUAAACAAGAGCUGGAUUGGCCUCAAAAGCUCUUAGGAACUUCCCUCAUGAUGGAUAUUUGUUUCAAAAAUCUUUAUUACUAAGGUUCCCCUUUGCCACUUUUAGAGGGCUUGAAAUAUCUUAAAGAAAACUUACUUUUGCUAUGGAAAUCUUAGAGUAAAUGAACUUUAAAGCACUUUGCAAGCAAACAGUGAAGUUACUAAAACAGCCUAAAAAGAAAGCAGAAAGCAGAAAGCAGAGUGGAUGUAAAAAAGGCUUCGUCAACUAUUUAAUUUGUCUCAGGUGGCAUCAUUUCAGCAUCUGGCUGAAAUGGCUGAGGAUUGACAUUGAGUGCCAAAGAAUCAAGAAAAGGAUUUAGAAGGGAGGACAAUUUGUUAGAAUCCUAUUAAAGGCAAAACAUUAAAAGGUGUUUUUCUAUAAGCAAUCUAUCUGAAAAGGGCAUUUUUCUUGUUUGCAGAUCCUCUGCAAACAGCACAGAGAUUUCACACAUUCAUUUUUUGACUGGGGCUGAGCACAACCUUUACAAGCAUACUUGAGCUGCAGCUGCUACGUUCUUAGAUAAAUGACUGAGUAAACUACAUGCCAGUAAAGGAAGUAUUCCAUCAAGAAACAUUUCUUCUUUAGUGCUACCCAAUCAUGUUCCAUUCUUAAAUCUUUGUAAGUUUUUGGUGACAAUAUCAAGGUCCACAUAUAUUCUGUCUAACAUAAGGAAA
This is a messenger RNA of Taeniopygia guttata (zebra finch), 2378 nucleotides long. The record is from RefSeq and is a predicted model, not a curated record. Lineage: Eukaryota; Metazoa; Chordata; Aves; Passeriformes; Estrildidae.